Cucurbita moschata (crookneck pumpkin) is the source of this 906-nucleotide messenger RNA. RefSeq lists its product as uncharacterized. The transcript is spliced from 4 exons. The coding region runs from base 1 to 510 and encodes 169 amino acids. Lineage: Eukaryota; Viridiplantae; Streptophyta; Magnoliopsida; Cucurbitales; Cucurbitaceae. The record is from RefSeq and is a predicted model, not a curated record.
AUGACUUUGCUUUGGGGUUUCAAAAAGUCUCGUACUAAUGGACGUUCAACGGCCAUAAGUCCCCACUGCGUACGUGUUAAGCGAGCGGAGUGUUUUGUACGAACACGUUUUCAUAAACCAAACAGAGGAUCCCCAGAGCCAAGACAAGUCCAUGGGGUUUUCGCAGAAAAGAAACACCGCAAUCUUUGUCCUUUUACACUUCCAAAUCUAAAUAAAACUUUCCCAUUUUCUUCAAUCUCCAUCUUCAAUGAAUUGUUGAGUUUUGGCAAUUUCCAUGCACGAUAUGCCAAUUGGGUUUCUUCUGCUAUGUCCCAUUCUCAUAUAUUAAAGUGGCAACUUGGCACUAUCUUCUCUGGCUGCUGUAAUGGUGUAAAGCUGGGGGGAAAUAUCCAGCUCACAUGCUCAAAUCUUACUGCCCAACACACUUACUCAGAAGUGACAACAAACAUCUGGCUCACUUCCCAAUGCUUCGAAAUUAAUGUCAACAUGCUCAUGCUUCUCAUUAAAUGAGCCAAUGGGAUGGCACGAAAACCACAAGUAUUCCUAGGCACGAGGGAGGACGUUAACAAUUUGAGCAUAGUUCGACUUAUUUACUUGUUAAAUUUUGAGAUUUCUCCCAAUUUUAAGGAUCAAAUGUUUCCAUGGACGGACCUCGGUCAUGUGAGAUUUGCUUGUUGAGCUAGACCAAUGAAUAUAUUAUUGUGCGAGUACAUAAUUGAUAUUCAAUGAGCUAAUCCAGCAGACGCAUUCAAGUUUGACUCAAACUUUGAUCCAAUUAGCCAAGCCCAAGGUAGGAUCAUAUACUUGACUAUUAAAGAUUAGGUCGACCGAAUUCAAGUCCAUACAUAGCCUCAAGCUUGUUGAACUUGGGGAUUAGACCGAGUUUAUAGGGCUACGCCGGCCCAA